AUGGUCCAGGAAAAACAGGUCGAUAUCUCAGUUUCCACAGCUGACGUGGAGAGCCAGAAUGAGGCAGUGUUUGGCUCAACCAGAGGAAGAAUCACCCAUUUGAGAACGGAUGGUGAUGAAGCUUUGGCGUAUAUCCAGUCUCAUGCUAGUGAUAUCCCAGAAUUGGACGAAAAGACAGACAGAAAGUUGUUAAGGAAGAUCGACUUGUACAUCCUACCACUUGUCUGUCUUUUGUAUGCGGUUCAAUACAUGGAUAAGUUAUCUAACUCUUAUGCUGCCAUUAUGGGCCUAAGACAGGAUUUGAACAUGAAGGGAGACAUGUACUCGUGGACAGGUUCAGCCUUUUACCUUGGCUAUUUAGUCUUCGAGCUCCCCUUUGCCUACACUUUACAACGGUUCCCCGUGGUCUCGAUCGUGUCUUUGUAUAUUGUCAUUUGGGGCAUUCUCUUGUGCUUACACGCUACGGCUAAUUAUCCAGGCUUUAUUGCCUUGAGAACGCUUCUUGGAGCCUUUGAGUCUUCGGUAACUCCUGCCUUUGUCAUUGUCACCGCCCAAUGGUACAAAAAAGAAGAGGUGUUCUUGAGAACGGCCAUGUGGUUCUCCUUCAACGGCUUAGGGUUGAUCCUUGGCGCAGGCGCCAUCUCUUAUAAUCUCCAUGACAACAUAGACAGCUACGGAAUCGAGGCUUGGAAGCUAAUCUUCAUUAUAACUGGCGUUAUUACCAUUGUCUUGGGAAUAGCGAUUUAUUUACACAUUCCCAACAAACCAACGGAGGCUUGGUUCCUCGACGAGACCGAGAAGAGGCUUGUGGUUGAGCGAAUUAGAGCUAACCAACAGGGCUUUGGCAGUAAGCAUUUCAAGAAAUAUCAGCUCAUGGAGGCUCUUACAGACGCCAAAAUAUGGCUUUUCUUUUUUGUUAUAUUGUCCGCCAACAUUCCCAACGGAGGCCUUACCAACUUCGGAUCAAUUUUGCUUAAUGAAUCCUUUGGAUACAGCGUUGGGCAGUCCCUCAAGAUGCAAAUGAUUCCAGGGGCUGUUGAAGUUGUAGGCUGUAUUGGCUUCGCCUACUUGUACCGCUUUUAUCCAAACAGAAUGUUUUGGGCGUUCUCGACGAACUGCUUCGCCAUUCUAGGGCUUUGUUUAUUGGCGUUUGCCGAGGAUAAACACGCUCAGUUUGCGGGUUAUUGUUUGGUGAACUUGGUGCCCCUUGUGAUGAUUUGUGGGUUGUCUUCUUUUGCUUCCAAUGUCACCGGCCAUACUAAGAAGGUCAUAGGCAACGCUAUCUUCUUGAUUGGAUACUGUGUGGGUAACUUGAUAGGCCCACAGACAUUCAAUGAAAGCCAGGCGCCUUCUUAUAGUGGAGCAAAGGUUACUAUGGUUGUGUGUAGCUGUGUUUCCCAAGGGUUCUUGCUUCUGAUUUGGGUACUCAUGUACCGAGAGAACAAGAGAAGAGAUGCCCAUGCUUCAGAGUAUGAAGAGGACGAGAAGUUUGAAAACCACGAGUUUGCUGAUUUAACCGACAAGGAGAACCCGUUCUUUAGGUAUACUAUUUAG
Messenger RNA from Candidozyma haemuli, 1554 nucleotides. Its product is annotated as allantoate permease family MFS transporter. The record is from RefSeq and is a predicted model, not a curated record. Gene Ontology annotation, cellular component: plasma membrane. Gene Ontology annotation, biological process: dipeptide transport; transmembrane transport; tripeptide transport. The coding region runs from base 1 to 1554 and encodes 517 amino acids. The transcript has a single exon. NCBI's taxonomy places the organism in Eukaryota, Fungi, Ascomycota, Pichiomycetes, Serinales, Metschnikowiaceae. Gene Ontology annotation, molecular function: allantoate transmembrane transporter activity; dipeptide transmembrane transporter activity.